AUUCACUUACACACAUAAGCCGGUAGUUAGUUAGACCCCUAGACUUACCCCAAUGAACGCCCAGUUUAUGGAUAAAACGAAUCUCUACCUGUAAAUGCAUAACGUUAUCAGGCGAAUUUCCCAAUCAGAAACCCAAGCUCCCGAGGUGGGCUGAAUACCAGACACCAGCACCAACUCCACCACACACCCAGAGUCAUGCUGUCGAGGUUAGCCCAGCAAAGGGCGACUGCCCAAGCCCUGUUGCGGCGGAGGAUACUCUCGGCUGCUAGACAAACAGCCGACACUCCCGCAGCCCGACACCUUCAAAAACGCACUCUCAUCUCAGCACCCAAACCCGGCGAUGGGCCGUUGUUGGAGCGUCGACCCGACCGGGAACUGCCUAGCCUCGAACAAACCACUUUCCGCUGGUCACGAACCCUGCCUCUCUUCGCGGCCGUCAUCGCGCUCGCCUCGGUGGCCAUCUUCAACUACCAGAAAUCUUCCAGCCCCGUCGUCGGCGCGACCCUCUACGCCCUGCGCACGUCCGACAAGGCGCGCGCCUACCUGGGUGACGACAUCUACUUUGCGCAGCAGAUCCCUUGGAUUUCGGGCGAGAUGAACCAGCUGCACGGCCGCAUCAACAUCAGCUUCCGCGUCAAGGGGACGCGGGCUGGCGGGGUGAUGCGCUUCGCCAGUUACCGGCCCAGCCCGCGGGGCAUGUUUGAGACGACCGAGUGGAGUUUGGAGACGGACGACGGGGUCGUGAUCGAUCUGCUCGAGGACGGGGAUCCGUUUAGGAGUAUUGUGGGCGGUGCGGUAGAUGAUUUGGACGAGGACGAGGUGCCCGCGGCCGCGACGACGAGGGGGUUCAGGCAGAUGAAGAAGUAGAACCGAGAGAGAGACUCUACGCCUUACUGUACAUUUGAUUGUAUGUCUGUAUGAUAUGAUACAAGAGAGACGACGCGAGAAAAAACAAGCAUACAACAACACCACCUAGAACUCAGCCGGCGCGCGUUCUGCCAUGUCCUCCCGCGCGCUGGCCGCAAUGAUCUGCUCAAUCGCAUUCGCUUGCUCCUCAGUC
Molecule: messenger RNA, 1060 nt
Organism: Parathielavia appendiculata
Lineage: Eukaryota; Fungi; Ascomycota; Sordariomycetes; Sordariales; Chaetomiaceae
Product: DUF1783-domain-containing protein
Exons: 2
Coding region: 196-867 (223 amino acids)
Biological process (GO): mitochondrial respiratory chain complex IV assembly
Cellular component (GO): mitochondrial inner membrane
Source: RefSeq, a predicted model, not a curated record